This is a messenger RNA of Cydia amplana, 961 nucleotides long. RefSeq lists its product as uncharacterized. NCBI's taxonomy places the organism in Eukaryota, Metazoa, Arthropoda, Insecta, Lepidoptera, Tortricidae. The transcript has 2 exons. Gene Ontology annotation, molecular function: DNA binding. Gene Ontology annotation, biological process: DNA recombination; DNA integration. The record is from RefSeq and is a predicted model, not a curated record. The coding region runs from base 203 to 946 and encodes 247 amino acids.
UUCAGAAAUCCUGAGUGAAUCGAGCGAUGAAGAGGGACUUUUACCCACAGAUGACUUAAGAGGAACAGCGAAGGAUCCCGAAUUAACUUUCCUCCCGGAGAAAUCUAAAGAAAAAUAUUUAAAAGCGUACGAGAAUUUCAAUAAAUGGCGACUUGAAAAUAGUGAAAACACUUUGUCGGAAACUGUACUAUUAUCGUAUUUCAUGCAGUUGUCUCAGACGAAGCAACCACCGACAAUGUGGAGUAUUUACUCGAUGCUGAAGGCCACGAUAAAAUACAAGGAUGACGUGCAUAUUGAGGAUUAUAAAGAACUCGUAACAUUUUUGAAAGGAAUGGCAGUGGGACACAACCCGAAAAAGUCCAAAAUAUUCACAUCAGCUGACGUAGACAGAUUUAUAAAUGAAGCUCCGGACAUAAAAUAUCUUGGUGCAAAAGUCAUACUCAUAUUGGGAAUAAAUGGAGGAUGCCGUACUAUUGAACUCCUGAACCUUACAGUCGAUGGGAUCGAAAAACAUUCAGAAAACCUGUUAUUAAUAAAAUUGCCAAAGACAAGUAAUAACAGAUCCUUUGUCGUUCGUGAGGAAUACGUACAGAUCGUUGAGCAGUACAAAUCUUUACGGCCACCCAAUACAAAGACGGACCGAUUCUUCUUGCAGUAUCACAAGGGCAAGUGUUCAAGACAGCCAAUGGGUGUAAAUAAGAUAGGCGGGACCCCGCGAGAGAUCGCAACGUAUUUGAAACUUCAAGACCCUCAGCUGUACACUGGUCAUUGUUUUAGGCGAACAUCGGCCACGCUUUUAGGGGAUUCUGGGGCGGAUCUCAGCUUAUUGAAACGCCAUGACGAUAACCGUCCGGGUACAUCUAGAGCAAACAUCGAAAGUCAAGCUAUGUCGAAAAUCUGGGUCUGUAUUGACCCUCCCAAAAGUUUCGGUUAUAAUCACGCGUAAAAGCAACAGUCGGAU